Electrophorus electricus (electric eel) is the source of this 1799-nucleotide messenger RNA. RefSeq names its product nicotinamide N-methyltransferase-like. Gene Ontology annotation, cellular component: cytosol. The record is from RefSeq and is a predicted model, not a curated record. NCBI's taxonomy places the organism in Eukaryota, Metazoa, Chordata, Actinopteri, Gymnotiformes, Gymnotidae. Gene Ontology annotation, molecular function: N-methyltransferase activity.
GAUUGUCUGUCACUGCUGGAGAAUACACUAAAUAUAAUGGAGGAAGUCGCUCAUUUUACUGAAGGGGAAUUCUAUCAGGUCCAUUUUGAUUCCAGGGCAUAUAUCGACAACUUUUAUUUUUGUCCACGAGGCCACGAAGAAGAGAAUUUUCUUUCUUUCGUCUUAGCAUGUCUAAGCCGGACAUUUUCAACAGGUAAAUACAAAGGCCAAAGACUCAUUGAAGUCGGCAACGGACCAACAAUUCACAGUAUAAUAAGUGCUUGCGAGUACUUCCAGGAGAUUGUACUAUCAGAUUUUGCUGACAACAAUCGCAAAGAAAUUGUGAAAUGGUUGAAAAACGAAGAAGGGUGUUUCGAUUGGAAUCCCAUCAUCCAACACGUAUGUGCAAUCGAGGGGAAAAGGCCAUUCGAUGUGGAAGUGAACUUAAGACAGCGGGUGAAGCAAGUGCUGAAAUGUGAUGUCCGCUUGGAAAAUCCUUUCCAUCCUCACAACAUCGAUCCAGCCGAGUGCGUGAUAACGUCUCUUUGUCUUGAAGCAGCAUGCAAAGACUUGGAGACCUACAGAAAGGCACUUCGUGGAGUAGCGACACUGGUGCGCCCCGGUGGAAUUCUUGUGAUGGUUGGCGUUUUAGGUCAGACUUUCUACUACGUCAAUGAAAAACGCUUCUCCUGCCUAAUCCUAAGUAAGACAAACAUUGAAAGUAUAUUGGAAAACUUAGGUUUUACCAUCCAUGAAUUCAACAUACUUCCAGCGCAAGAUCGGAAGAAGAUCGUAUCUGAUUUUCAAGCUGUUUUUCAUCUUGUUGCCCUGAAAUCCGCUACGUACACAUGUGAUGGGUAACGUUUCAAGGAAACUUUCAAAAAAUGUGUACUUUUUUUCCCCUCGAUUUCCAAAUUACUUUUUCAAAUUAUUAAUUUGAUCUUAUUUUGUGUUAAAGGGAGAAGGUGUUUCAUUUUGAACAAAAAAUCCAGAUGAAGCACAUUUAUAAUUAAGAUGAUUAGUGUUUCCAAACCAGGUUUCAUCGCAAAUCAUCUGAUGACUGGAAACAUAAGGUUUGACUUUGCUCUGUUAGAGGCAGGGUGCAAUAGACCUGUUUGGCCUUAAUAUUGAUUUACUUGUUUAAUAAUUUCCUACUCUGUAUUUACUGACAUCCUAUGAAAUAUUGUGCUUCAGAACAAAGAUCACUUUUUGAGGCAUAUCUCUUUAAAACUGGUCUACUUGCAAUUAUAGCUCAAACCAUCAUUACAGUGAAAAACAUUUUGUGACAGUAAAGUAAUGGGCCUUUUCAGUGAGUAUCUAUGCACCUACAGUUUACAACAGCACAAUAACAAUGCAAGUUAAAAGGUUUUCAAUCUUAAGUGUGUCCAUGUAGUUAGAAUAUCACUUGAAUAGGGCUGCCCAAGUCCAGUCCUAGAGAGCUACAGUCCUACAUAGUUUAGAUCCAACUCCGACCAGCACACCUGGAUCUAAUAUUGUGAUAUUACUGAAGGACUUCAUAAACUGGAUCAGGUGUGUUGGGUUUAGCUCCAGUUCUAAUCUUGCACCCCUGCUGUGGAAUAUCCCUUUUCCCACCACCUUCUUGCAUCACCAGUGGUCUGAAUCGAAGCCCUUUGAAAACCAGAGGUCUGAAAAUGAGUCCUCAGUGAGUUGUACAACAAUUUCACCACAUUGUGUACUCAUCAGUCUCAGUGGUCUGGACAGUAGGACAUCAUGCCCGCCAUCCCAAAAAUGGCAACAUUUAACAGUGUGGUUAGUUUUUGGAGAGCUGUUCUCUUGCCUAAAAGACAAAAGAAGCCUGA